This is a messenger RNA of Porites lobata, 7497 nucleotides long. The record is from the annotation of a GenBank genome assembly. NCBI's taxonomy places the organism in Eukaryota, Metazoa, Cnidaria, Anthozoa, Scleractinia, Poritidae.
ACUUUACUACGUACAAGGCAUUCAUUUGGUAUUGCAACUGAGAUACAAGACUGUAAAUCGUGUGCGAACCUAACCUGUUCAUCUAACAGGUAACUGAAACUGUUUUUUAACGUCUCGUAACCUUUUCAUGUUAAUAAAUAAGAUGAAUUUUCUCUCAAGGCGCGAGAAAACUCGCUAUCACCGCGGAAGCAAAUGUCUCGGCAGAUUCCCCCCUUCAAGAAAUAAAUUUUUAGGAAGACAGAUCUUGCUUUCUAAGGGUCGCAGUCAGGCGAUCCCACAAUUCCUGCAUCGAGGCAUUAUCAGAAAGAAAUAUUAAAUGAUACUAGAUAUGGGUGCAGACAAGCCGUAAUAUUAAACGAUGUAGAUAUGGGUGCAGACAAGCCGAGAAUAGGGACUUUAAGAUCCAACGACGCGACGGCGACAAGAACGUCGCUUAAAAAGUGAAUUUGCGUUCUUUCAGUCUCUAUAGCGAUUAUUCCUACCCACUUACUUUGGGUGUGUUCCUUUCGGUGAAUCCAAAAACGGAUUUUAGAUCUAAAAACGGAUUUCGCGUUCCUUUCGGCAAAUCCAAAUCCGGAUUUUUGAUCUGGUGAAUCCUUUUUGAAAAAGGAUUCACUGGAUUUGAAAUCCGAAGAAUCCAAAUCCAGAUUAACGGAUUAGUGAUCUACGCCGUUCCAUUCACAGUGGAUCCGAAAUUAGUCAGAUGAUCCAGCGGUAUUUUCAGUUGAAGUAUUCCCACGGAGGCCGUAGAGUUUCCUCGUUGCUUUCAUUUGCCGCAAAACAUCUGAAAACAUUAGAAGAUUGUUCCUGGUACAUUAAAAUAUCCAUAUACUAACCAUUUGUCUCUAAAGAUUGCUUGAAAUCAGAAAUAAGUAAAAGUAACAAAUGAACUGCUAUCUAACUACAAACUCGCUUGUAGACGCGACAGGCAUUCGAUCGUGCUACAUAAAAAAAAUCCGAGCUAUGGAACUGGAUCAAACUGGCCAACAUUCUUUAGAUAAUUUUCAAUUUUAAUGCUUCUUUCUUUGUCUGUUUUAUAUGUUCCAUCGUCGCUAUUCGAACUGCCGACCACUAAAUUCUGCACGGUAUAAUCGCAUAAUUUGUCAAACAGUAGAAAACACGUCAUUUAUUGAGAGGCUGUCGUGCAUAUUGCACGCGUUGGCGAAAGGUUACCAAGGUUACAAAUCCAAUUUCGGAUUUCACGUUCCUUUCGACCGAGAAAUCUGGCAAAUCUAGGAUCAAAAAUCCGUUUUUGGAUUCGCCGAAAGGAACACAGCCUUUGUCAAUUGUAGGCGAACCCUCCCGAAGCUGAAUUUCAAGGGACCAAAUUCAAGCUCAGAAAGAGAAAUAAAAUUUCGUCGUUGCUUGUUUACGUCCUCCAUAAAACGCGAAAUUAGGCAUUUUCACGUCGUAGUCGUGCAAAAACGGGAAGGAAAUAUACAAAAAAGUGUGAUGCACGUGCGAAGUUGUUGUUUUGCUUAUUAAACCUAUUGUUUUUUUGACGUUCUCGUUGUUGUCCGCGUCGUUGGAUCUUAAAGUCCCUAAUAACUUAACUUUAAGACUUCUAUUUCUUUAUUGUCCUAUUUUAUUUUAAAAUGCGAAUAGCAAAGCAUCUGUAACAUUCGCUCUUUGUCGGCCAUUUCCCGGAAUUCAUGGAUUCGAAGGGCCACGCAUCCAGCUUUAGUUCGCCGCGACCUCCAAAUAUGGUCAUGACGUUUCGGAUUCCGAGAAAACACAUCAAUAAGAAUGGACGCGCUUUUGCAACACAAAAAUUUGUGAUCACUGUGAUUUUGCCUUAUGGGCACUUUUUGCUGUCAGCAUCCACUGGAACCAAAAGGGAAUUUCUGUGUGUCGCGUCCAAAGACGUUGAAGGUGGCUCUCUAGAGUAAAUUGGUUAUGCGCAGCUUGAGCACUAGUAUGGCGUGAGCUUUAAAAUCCGCCCGACGUCCACGCAAAAUUAAAAUAAAACAAACAUGGCCUCUCAGUAGCGAAGUAUUCCCCCAAAAAACUUUAUUAACUUUCAUGAGAGGAGACAAUGUUACUCCGGUGACAAGUCACUAUCGAUCUCUGUAAGAGUAAAUUGUAUGUAUAAAUGAAGCAGAAAUUUUCCAAGGACAUCAAUUUCUUGGCUUCAAAAGUUGGCAAGCUGAACGUAAAAUACUCGAAGAAAAUACUCUAGGGAGCCACCUUAAGUCUAACAGCAGGGGUCUCCGUGUUUACUUGAGUCGCAGUAGUGGGACUCUCCUCCCCUAUUAUUAACCUACACGUAUAUGUAGGGUUGUGGAAGUGCCUCAUACUUGUUCAUAACCUGAUAACCAUACAGUGUUUAAGGUUACAAUCGAUAUGCAAAAAUUAGCGGUACAGUGUUAAUAAGAUCACGUAACCACCUAAUGGUAACACGUUUUCACUAAAUCAAUAAAUGAAUUUGAGGAAGGAAUAUAAUAAAAUUGUGGAGGAGGAGGAAAAUAAAAAAUGAAAAGGAGAGGGGUAAGUAAAACAUUGCUUGCAGUGUAAAAAAGAGCUAGUUUGCCUUUACCCUCUUUAAUAUACACGAUUUGCCCGCCAAAAAUCAGUGAACCGGAACAAGGACAAUCACAGCAGCAGGAAAUAGGAAGUGCAUAAUUACGUUACGUCUCAGUGAUUUUAAGUCACCAGUAUACUUAAUUAAAUCCACCACAUUUUAUUCAUGAGAUGAGGACAAUAGCCUAUGACGUCAUCGGCGUUAAUGUAUUCCUCCCCACGCUAAUGAGAAUCCUCCCCAAAAAAGAGGCCUAACCGGUCCCUCCUAUACUACUCUAGAAGCUCUAUUGAUAUAUACCAGAAAUACGUUAUUGCAUAACCUCACGAGGCUCGGUGGAGGGUGAACCUUAAAAUGUUAGGGAUGUAAGGAUGUAGGGAGAAAAAUAGAGUCAACUGUGUAACUGGGGAUGGCAGGUUUCAAGAGAGGUUCGAAGCUUAGAUAUACUCUAUCUUCUUUUGGUUGGAGCAAAUUCGAACCCAGUCCCCUGGCUUAAAAAGGAGGGGAUUAAUAAGAUCCUUGUAUACUGGUGAGUUAGAAGUUCUAUAUAUUACAGUUCAUCUAUUCUAAGUCAUUUUUAGACCACCAUAACAAGCAGGUGUUAAUAUUAUACAUCGCAGUUUUUGAUGAGUUAGAUCGGUUACGCUAGAGCAACGAAGUGAUGGUAUUUAUGAUUGAAGGAUUAAAUUAACUGCAAAAACCGUGGACGAAGAUCCAGCUAGUUGUAAACGUUGGAUCUCUAGAAAAGAGAUCUAAAGAAAAGAGAUUUAUGAUUGAACAUUAUAUCAAACAUUUUUGCAGAUGCGAAUAUACCUGGACAAAAAAUGGAAAUGGUUCAUUGUGACAGUUCUAUCUGUGGCAGCUGUGGCUAUGGUAGCCUCUUGGCGGAACUAUUCGCCGCAUUCUGAGUGAGAUAAAUUACUUUAAUAGACAAAAGUAACUGUUUGAUUUGAUAGUCACAGUAACAGUAACAGCAAGCAAUACAAUAUCAUCAUAAAAGGAAAGGAAGGGGAUCAUGAGGCGGUUUUUAUCACUUAAUUUAAAGAGAAGUAAAAAUGCGGUAAGUACCGCAGAAGACCUUUCAGACUUAAUAUGAGAAAAAGGUUUUUACAUGGAAUUGAACUUCAGAAAUGUUUUAUAACUACGAUUUUUAUUCAAAUGUGCCCAUUUACAUCCGAGAUUACUCAGGCAAAAUAAAUUUUAAAAGUUUAUUUUUUGCAUUGUAUCCUCUCAUUUAUGGUCUCUCCCUCGUUGAGUUUCUUUUCAACACACGUGAAUCAAUUUGUCUUGUAUCUGACAGAUCCAAACCUCGCGUAUCUCUUUCAAGAUUUUUAUCGUCGCAUGCAAAACCAAGAUUGCAGAGUGACGGCGAGCAAAUGACGUUUGACGUCGGUAAGUGACCGGUUUUAGUUUUCUUUUGUGGGCUAAGCAUUGAAAUUCGAGGGAAACAGGCACCGCUGGGGAAGGGUCAUAAAAAUUAUUUGUUUGUUUAGCUCGACAAAAACAGUAUACUAAGUAGAUUUCGAAAGGAGCUGUAGUUAUCCACAUUCGUAGGUGAACCCUUACCUUCUGACGUCAUAAUAUUUUUCAGUCUCAAAGGGCAGUUUAUUUUUUAAGUCGAUUCUGUAACUUAAAUCAGGUGUGAACGAAACCCUUUAUAACAACAACCUUAGAGAGAGCAAAAAACAAAGCCAUGUUACUUUCUCGCAAAAAUGAACCGCUGCAUCAGGGUCACUAUGCUACCCAAGUUCGUCCGACUCGAUGUAAGGCCCUUCUAUGGCUAAUACUGUGGAAGACUUAACUUAUUUUAUAACUGUUAAAAAUCUUUCCGAGGGAAGAAUUUGUGUUUGAAUGAUAUUUCCUUAGACUUUCUUUCUCUAUGAUUCUAGGGGUGGCAAUGGAUCCAGAAAUCCGAGACUGCAGUAGUGAAACCCAUUGGAAGAAGACGUUCUCUGAUCUAGACUACAGCCUUAUUGGUUAUGAUAUCCUAUUUGGUUAUCCAUUAGCCAACGGACGCGAUCCUGGAUUCAGGCAACCCAUAUUCACGGCUAAUUACUCCAAACCCAAACAGACAGCAGAUUGCCGUCACGUGAUCCCACAAGGCUUCACUGUGAUCCCCAGCGAAUCUUGUGUGGUAUCAUUUGAUUCGAAGUUAAUUCAUAAUAAACAGCAGAUGUCUAUACACCUUGGAGUACAAGCGAGCGUCAAAGGUUUGUGUGAUCUCCAUCCAGCUCAGAGUUUAACCCAUUCGCCCCGAAAGCGUACGUAAGCACCCUUGCGGAUCCACGUCCCUUGUACCGCUUGACACGUCAUCAGUUUAGACGGUCAAAGAUUCAGUACAAGGAGGUCCGAGAAAAAGGCAAAAAAAAUAUGUCACGCUGACCCGAAAAUACCCAUGAAAAUCUGGUUCUAGUGCCCACCUUGCAUCUAAUUCUAACUUCUAAGAGCUUCUCAAAAAACGUUUGCCAAUGAAAUCUAGCCUGCUAAUUGCCCAACAAAAGUGGAAACAAAAAACGAAGCAAGAAAAGCGAAAGAAGUGCGAAAAAGCGAAAAUCGCGAAAUUUUGCAUUCUGCGCAUGCCCGAACUUUGGAAGCUAAUCGUUUGCGCGAUCAGGAGGCCCUAUACUUUAUGACCUGUAAACGGCUGUUGGUAGCCAGACAGUGACCAGAAAACGGCUCGACUAGCUUCAAAACGCGUUUUUGGGCAAAAUUCCCCUUCUUGAAAUACAUGAAUUGGGUAAGAAAAAAACCUCUGGCUCCUAUAGGAUAAACAUGACCUUUUGGGAAAACAAACAUUCAAGCUAAAAAGGUCUAUUGGACACAACACUAAACUAAUCUCAUGAUGGCCAAUAACUUUUAAGGCCCAUAGCUACUAUUCCAAAAACACUUACGAAAAAAUACUUGCAUCUUCUUAUCUAGGCGGUGGUUUUGGAUAUGAAUUUUCCGCCAGUGCGGGCUUCAACACGGAUGCAGCUGAAAUGUCAAGCGGUGACUUCUUGUACAUCAUUUCCCAAGCCGUGUGUCAAAACUAUUAUAGCGUGAUUGACUUCACGAAUCCGCCACCCUUUGACCCCGGGUUUAUCAGCAAAGCGGAAACUCUGGCCGACCCGGAGAGUGGUGAUGAAGCAGUUCUAGAGUUUAUCAAAUACUAUGGUACUCACUUCAUGACUCAAGCAACGUACGGAGCAAAGUUUGUUCAACACCACAAGGUGAGCCAGACGACGUUUGAAUCCUUAAAGAGGAGCGAGUUUAGUGUUGAAGCCCAGGCGAAUUACGCAGGACUAAUCAGCGUCGGGGGAGGAAUUUCUUUGGACAGUGAUCAAAAGAAGGCCGCGUCUAACUUUUUGAAACAAGUACAGACCUCAACUUAUACAGUUGGAUCAACACCACCAAGCAACGGUGAUGCCAUGACAUGGGCAGCUUCUGUUAAACAGAACCCUGUUCCCAUGCAGUAUACACUUUCUCCCAUUGAUUUGUUAUUCACUGAACCGUUUGUAAAAAAGCUACCACCCGGCUUUGGCUACACCGCAGUGAGGCAAAAACUAAAGAACUCUUCACAGCUGUAUUGUCAAGCCCUGAAACAACAGGGAAUGGUACACUCAUGUGAGGACUACUUUCAACUUGAAACUCAGGGUGUGGACAUCUAUGAACCAGGUACUGCUCUGAUAUUAAUCACCUGUUCGGCUAGUCCCGCGGGAAACAGUUAUUUUUGUUUCCCGAGAGUGUCAAUGUUUCCCAAGGCGAAGCCAAGGAAAACAUUGAGAUUCGAGGGAAACAAAGUUAACUGUUUCCUGAGGGACCAGUCUUCAAGUGAUAUAAGCGGAAAUUCAUUAAACCUCGCUGUAACGGCGGUCGUCGGUCAACAUUCGCGGGUAACAGUGCACUGUUACCCUCUGACGUCAUAGAUUUUUGCAAUGUUUCCCGCUCAAAGAUUUGGGCGGGAAACAGUUUCAUUGUUAGAUGUCAUGUGACCUCGACGUAACCAACGAGAGCGCCCGCUGUUGGGAAAAAACUUCCAGCUAUAUAACAAUGGUGCUUAUGGAUCACCAGGGAUGCUACGAAGGGUCAGUUUGUGUGGGAUUGCUACGUCCCGAGGCCCAAACCCUUACCCUCAGUUAUAUACGAUUUUUGGCCAGAUUUUUCAUUCCCAGAAGAGACAGGAAACAAAGGACCCCCUGAACCAUGUUUUCAUGGCUACGGCGUCGACGUAUCACGUGACCAAGAUUUCCCUCUACUUUUCAUUUACUAUUCAUUAAUAUCUACACUUAUUUCCUGAUUUGAGACAUGUCAAUUGGGAUCUCACGUUCACCGUUUGUCCUAGACUUAAUUUUAAAGCUUUCUAACAACUGAGCGAUUUUUCUUUGGAGUAACCUCCCAAAAAAUAAUCGUCACGGAGGAGCGAUUGGGUAUGCCUUCUCAACCCUUUCAGUUUUCCUUUACGACGAGCAAUUCAAACAAAUGGCCUGAGGAUAAUGAUCGCAAACUUUUCUUGUUUUUACAGGGUACAGUUUUCUUCAAAACAUAGACUACUCCACGUGUCUGGCGUUCUGCCGUCAAGACGAGAACUGUACCUGUGUUGUAUAUAGCCAGCUAAAUCCUCCCUUCACAGGAUCAGUUUGCAGAUUUUUCAACAAAACGACCAAUCUGACUUUGAUAAAUCCCUCCAUUUACGACAUUCCAAGGCAAUCGAAUCUUAUCAUCCUAAAGAGAAGGCAAAAUGCUUAUUACCUAAAUGCUGACCUGGAGGGAAAACCGUUUUCCGUACGUGAGACAGAUCAAAACACAUGCAACUGGAGUUGUUCUAACAAACAAAGCGGAUUUGUCUUCUUUUGUGAUGCCUACAGCUACGUAUACGGCGAUGGUAAAAGAAGGUGCUCUCUGUAUUCAGAGAAAGACAUUACAAAUAUUACCUACACCAAAGGUUCAUACGUAAGGAUGUAGUCGAAACAGGAACGGAAAUAGACACGUAGCGAUUUGCG